UUUAAAUGAUUUGCUCUUAUUGCUGGGGCGCUCUGCAGUCAUGUCAUUCCAGUGACCGGCGCCUACGUGUACCGUCGUGAUGUUCGACCGGGAGCGGGGCUGGAACCUGUCCUUCGCCGGCUGUGGCUUCCUCGGCGUCUAUCAUGUCGGGGUGUCCAGCUGUCUGCAGGAGAAGGCGCCUUACCUGAUCACUGAGGCCACCAAGAUCUAUGGAGCAUCUGCCGGAGCCCUGAACGCAGCUGCGCUGGUGUGUGGCUCCUGUAUGGCACAAUGUUGUUCAGAUGUGAUGGACGUGGCUAAGGAAGCCAGGAAAAGAAAUCUGGGACCGAUGCAUCCUUCCUUUAACUUGGUCAAGAUACUGAAGAAUGGCCUGUACCGAAACCUCCCUGAAAAUGCACAUGAGUUGGCAUCGGGCAGACUAUGCAUAUCCCUCACUCGGGUCUCAGAUGGUGAGAAUGUGCUGGUGUCUGAGUUUGGCUCUAAAGAGGAGCUAAUUCAGGCUUUAAUAUGCAGCUCCUUUGUCCCCAUUUACUGUGGGAUCAUCCCUCCAACAUUCAGAGGAGUGCGUUAUGUUGAUGGUGGUAUUAGCAAUAAUUUGCCUGAAUAUGAGUUGAAGAACACCAUCACAAUCUCUCCAUUCUCUGGGGAAUCUGAUAUCUGCCCGAGAGACAACUCUACCAACUUUCAUGAGCUGAGGGUGACCAACACCAGCAUCCAGUUCAGCCUUGCCAAUCUUUACAGAUUAACACGUGCCCUCUUCCCGCCUGAACCUAAAAUUCUGGGAGAGAUGUGUCAACAGGGCUACAAUGAUGCACUUAGAUUCCUAAAAGACAACAAGCUUUUGAUAUUACCUUCACCCCAGUGUGAUCUGCAGUUAAAGCAGGGAGUUUCAGCCACUCCUUGCAGCAGCCCAGAGUGUACCAUGGUCCGAUCAAAGAAAGAGGAAAAGAAGGAAGGCGAUGAGACAACCCUGCUGAAGAAAGUGUGCUGGCCUCUAGAUAAGAGGAUAAUGGAAAAGCUGCCCCCCACAUUGCUGAAUGCUUUACAAGAAGCCUGCAAGGAGAAGGAAGGACUGUACAAUCAGAUCACCAGCCUCUUGCCGUUGCGGGUGGCUUCCUAUAUGGCUCUGCCUUGUACUCUGCCUGUGGAAUCUGCAUACUCUUUAGCUUUAAGGUUGGUAGACUGGUUCCCUGAUAUCCCGGAUGAUGUUCGUUGGAUGCAACAGUUGAUGCGUGCUGUGGCUGGAACUGUCUUUUACCAGGCGAGGAAAAGGCUGCUCCCAGUAAGGCCACCAGUUCGCGGCACCUUAAGGAAGUGUCUGAGCCUCCCAUCUCCAUUCCAGCAGCCUUCCUCCUAUCUGCCUCCUAAUAAUUACUCUUCCAUGGACCUGGAAAGCUGGGUGUUUGAUUUCUCCUCACCUAUGAAUUUAAACUCUGCUGUAUGCGUGCCAGAAUGUGGGUACCCUGCAUGUUUCGGUUCUGAUGACUCAGGAGUGGAAAUGAGCCUCUCUUUUGAAGAUGCAGAUUCUUUAGAAGUAGGUUUCUAGGUUUUACUGGAAAUAAAAUUCAUCUCGCAUGGUGCUGGGAUCUCAGGAAAGAAACUAUUGUGCAUGCCUACAUAUGAGGAAGAAGUACAUUCUGCGAUAUCAUUGGUGACCUUCCUGCUGGGACCCAUCUACUAUGGUGCAAGACCGUGUCUUAACAGCACUUGAAGUUCCUACACCUUCUUCCAAAAACAGCACCACAGCUGUCCACAGGUUUUGUGUGAUAUUGCAGCUUAGUCCAUUGAACCAAAUUGAACUGAGCUGCAAUACCACACACAGCCUGUAGUGGGUGCAGUGCUGUUUGGUAGAAAGCUGCCAUGUUUUUCUAUUCCCGUACAACCUCUUUAGGUAACCAUCUUUUGAAAGUCCUUUUCUUGAUUGGCAAGCCCUAUGCUAUGCUUCAUAUAGGGACCAAUUAACUGGAUGAGAACAUCUAUUGUCUUUGCUAGACCCUGAAAAAUCUGUGAUCAUCUACAAUUGAGGCCUUUACAGUGUCAUGAAUUUGACCCGCAAAGGUAUCCCAUCCCUUAAAGGGGUUGUCUGAGAUUAUGAACAACACCACCACUUAUGUCUAUGGUUUGUGUCUAGUAUUGUGUCUAUAGUAGAAUGGGGCUAAGCUGCAAUACUGGACACAGUUUUAGGACAAUAGUGGCACUAUUUUUUGUGAGAAUUUCCGAACCUUGAAUAAGUUUAUAUUAAACAAGUGUUUUUUGUUGUUUUUUUCCCUCCACACAUCCCUGGGAACACUUCUAUUAGAUUCCAUACGUGUUCAUGUCACAUCUUGCUGUGGUGUUGUGAUGGUAAACUUGUAAAUAAUCUAAAUUGUAUUUUAAUGAUCAAAGCGAAAAAAGAGAAAAAAGUUUGUUUUAUUAUUGUACAAUAUAUUUUUAGUACCUGUGAUUUAUAGCACUUUUAUGAACUCAGAACAACUCCUGACACUUGGUGCGCACCACAAACGUUCCUGCAAUGUGUAUAAUGUGAUGGAAAUGUGUAUUUAUUAUGGUAUCAAUGUCCGUGGACAACCUGUAGUGUCUCAGUCUUUGAAUAUCUUUGGACCUCCUAUAUCAGAAUGGUCUUGGACAAAAUAUUUUACUUGUUGACCAUGGGCGACAUGACCUUGGUUGUUUGAAGAGUUUUUACAGCGCCACUCUUGACCACAGGUUGUGUGUGAUGUUACAGCUCAGCUCCAUUUACUUCAGCGCUGUUGAGCUUUAAUACCAGGGACAAUCCAUGGACCUGUGUGACACUGUUCUAGAAGAAAGUGGCCAUAUAUUUUUUUAACCCUGUACAACCAUUUAAGACAAGUGAUGCUCUGGGCCUGGAAGGACAUCCGUUCUCAAGAACCUAUAGCUCUACAGAUUGCCCCUAGUGGUGCUAGAAUAUUAAAGAUAAUGGGUUGUGCAUUUGAAACUUAAAAACAUGGGGGAACACUCAGAACAGAAUAUGUUUAGGCUUUGAGAUGUUGUAUUGGAUACUCAAAAUGUGGACGCAAUCGGACCAUUUCACAAACAACUUCAUUAUUAUGGAUCAUUUAUGACCACCUACCACUAGCACAUAAUGAUGGCUGCCAUACAAUACAGUAAUGAUGUUUUCAUUAGGCCAUCUCUAUUAGUUGGGCACCGUGUACCUCCUUAAUGACUGUAGUCUCCCACCUUGUUUAGUAGAUAGUUAUAUCCAUCAGCUACACGCAAUAGUCAUGUUGUGGACAGUGGUGAUGACGGAGAUGGCAAGUUCCAUUCAGUCUUUAGCAUUGUCCUUGACUAUAUACAGUCCCAAUAUUCUCCAAACAUGCAGUGCUUGGUGUCUCUACCCUCAUGACAGUCAUGUCAUUAAAUGCCCAAAAUGCAUCCUGCGUUCCUUGGUGCAUGUAUCUGUCUCUUGGUUAUCACUUGGUUAUUAUUUUUUUUUUUUACUUGUAUACAAGUGCAAUUUGAUCCAUGCAUAAACACUAACCAAGAGGCUGUAUCUAUAUUGAAAUGUACCCUCCAACAACUUUGACAAAAUUUGAGGUGACUUAAAGUGGUUGUAUGAGGCUAGAAAAACAUGGCUGCCAUCUUUCAAAAACUGUGCCACUCUUCCAUGACUGUGCCAGAUAUUAGAGCUCAGUCCAAUUCGACCCUUUUUUUGCAAUUUCAUACAAGCCCUUGUGUUUAUUUUUAUUUUUGAGAGGCCUUUUAUUUUUGCAAAAUAUCUUAAUUAUUGCUGCCUUAAAUAAUAUGACGGGUGCUGCACAUUUACUUAAAGCAUAACAGUCGCUGCCAUAGAGAAUGGCCAGCCACCAAGCCUUCCAGUUUACAAGGUACCAAUGACUUGACGGAUAUAUAAGGCACCAAGUACCUCACUCAGUUAGUAGCUACCUCCAUGGUGGUGGACAGGAGUAUGCUUUCACCAGCAUGUAGGUGACUUGUGGUACAUUUCUAUUUGUACGUAUUUUACUUUUCUGGACUUGUAUAAAAUGUAUCACUUCAUUAUAAGUCUGUUUCAUUAUUUGGACCUCAGUUUUACUCUGUUUACUCUAUUUGGACCUCAAUUUACUUUUAAAUUUGCACAUUUGUUGAUGACAUGUGGUUUGUGCUACCAUCUUGGGUUUAUUUCCUUCAGUUUACAUGUCGUCUUUUUCAUGUUGUAUUAUCUAUUGACAAAUGGUGGAUUUUGUUUUAGAUGACCACUGUGA
Molecule: messenger RNA, 4217 nt
Organism: Bufo gargarizans (Asiatic toad)
Lineage: Eukaryota; Metazoa; Chordata; Amphibia; Anura; Bufonidae
Product: patatin-like phospholipase domain-containing protein 2
Exons: 9
Coding region: 80-1546 (488 amino acids)
Biological process (GO): lipid homeostasis; triglyceride catabolic process; positive regulation of triglyceride catabolic process
Cellular component (GO): lipid droplet; cytoplasm; membrane
Molecular function (GO): triacylglycerol lipase activity
Source: RefSeq, a predicted model, not a curated record